Molecule: messenger RNA, 1323 nt
Organism: Corticium candelabrum
Lineage: Eukaryota; Metazoa; Porifera; Homoscleromorpha; Homosclerophorida; Plakinidae
Product: WD repeat-containing protein 82-B-like
Exons: 9
Coding region: 199-1152 (317 amino acids)
Cellular component (GO): Set1C/COMPASS complex
Molecular function (GO): protein binding; chromatin binding
Source: RefSeq, a predicted model, not a curated record
UCAUCAACAGCCACAUGAAUGAUAAGAUUAUCGAUUUGUCAGUUCGAUUAGUUAUGUUUGAUGUUUGAUGCGCUUACUUUUGUGAACACACUUAGCUAAGCUUUUACAUUUGCCGCUCUGAUUGUUGAUCUAGCGCGCUAGGCAUUAUUACCUAUCGAGAUCCCGGAUAAGAGCAAAAUUUGUUCGAAAUCCUACUAGAUGAAGCUUACAGAACACGUUCUAAAAUCUUUUAAAGUUGCAAAAGUUUUUCGAGAAAACUCAGGAACUAUUAAUUGCUUAGACUUCUGGCCGACUGGUGAAACUCUCAUUUCCAGCAGCGAAGACGACUCGCUAGUCAUCUACGACUGCAAAGAUGGAAAGCCCAAAAGGACUCUCAAUAGCAAAAAGUAUGGCUGCGACCUUAUUCGCUACACUCAUGCUCCAAACGCUGUGCUUCAUGCGUCCAACAAGACUGAUGAUACAGUGCGAUAUUUAUCUCUACAUGAUAAUAAGUAUCUGAGGUAUUUUCAGGGACAUACAAAACGUGUCACAUCAUUGGAUAUGUCACCAAUUGAUGACAGCUUUAUAUCAGGAUCAGUUGACAAAACAGUUCGCUUAUGGGAUUUAAGAUCACCCAACUGCCAGGGACUAAUGUAUCUGAACCAAGCUUUAACACCUCCAGUGGUCUCAUUUGAUCCAGAAGGUCUUAUUUUUGCUGUUGGAAUGGAUUCACAACAUGUUCGUUUGUAUGAUCUCCGUUCGUUUGAUAAGGGUCCAUUUGCAACUUUUCGAUUGGUCAGAGAUCCUGCUGUAGAAUGGACUUCAUUGAAGUUCAGUAGAGAUGGGAAGCUGAUUCUUUUGUCUACUAAUGGGAGCAAUAUGUACAUGCUAGAUGCCUUUCAUGGAAACAUAUUGCAGACAUUUGUGGGUCAUUUGAAUACAAAGAAGCUAAAGCUUGAAGCAUCUUUUACACCAGAUGGACAGUUUGUCUUGUCAGGCUCUCAAGAUGGUAAGGUCCAUGCAUGGUCAACAGAGCAUGGGCACAGAGUUGCUGUUCUGGAAGGAAGCCAUCCUGGACCUACAUAUUGUGUGCAAUUUAAUCCAAGGUCAAUGAUGAUGGCAACUGCUUGCUCAAAUGUGGGAUUCUGGUUGCCUACAGUUGAAGAAGAGUGAUGGUGACCGAAAUUUGUGAAUUUACUCUAAAUGGAUAUACAAUAGUAGUUCAGCUGUAACUAAACAGAUUUGUUUAAUAUGUAUUGCAGGGUUUUCUCCAAAUUUGUAUUGAUUCGAAUUGAAAAUGUAACCAGUGCAGUGUUAACUAUGAUAAUUAUUACUGUGCUUGCA